Danio rerio (zebrafish) is the source of this 3301-nucleotide messenger RNA. NCBI's taxonomy places the organism in Eukaryota, Metazoa, Chordata, Actinopteri, Cypriniformes, Danionidae. The record is from RefSeq and is a predicted model, not a curated record.
GACAGAAACUCCAACAAGCCUGGAACAAGUGAAGGGUGAGUAAAAAAAAAGACUACCUGAAAUACCUGAGAAAGCAGGGUCUAAGACAUAGUAAUGUGAGUAUAUAAAUAAUGGUGAACAUGAAAGUGUGUGCACAAUCAUUAACAAUCAAUUCAUAAUGGCAAACUUAGUGUCAACAGAAACAUUUAUAACUGAAUCUAGAUUAAAAAAAAUAAACAUUGCAUAAUAUUCAGCUGUCAACUAUAGAUCUUUUUUCCAGUAGAAAGUCCAAGAUAUCGAUCUGUCAUAAAAAAAAAAUCCUCUUGUUGGUUUUGAGUAUAUAAGAGAGGGUUGAAAAGCUGAAGACAAACUUGAUCAGAUGAGGGAGAUGAAAGUUAUGGCUCUUCUUCCAUUUCUGCUUCUAACUGCUUUUCAAGCAAAUGCCAUUGGGUCAUGGACAACAGAUAACUGGCUGUAUUCAUCUGAAGGUUUUUCAGAAUUAUGCGGUGGCAAUAUGACAGCGUGGACAGGUGAAUUGUUCAGCCCUCGGUACCCUAAUAACUACCCUAAUAAUGCACGGUGCACAUGGACCAUUCACAGCACAGGAAACACAACUGUGUCCCUGACCUUCAACGACGUUGAUUUGGAAUCAUGCUGUGAUUACAUCAGAGUGCAUGAUGGUCCUUCUACCCUGUAUCCUUUACUGGAGGAAAUACGGGACUACAGGAAUCAGUCUUUUAAAUCCACAGGCAACACUCUGACCGUGCUUUUCUACAGUGACAGCAGCGUAACAAGAAGAGGAUUUCAAGCAAACUGGACCUUUGUAGGUCCUCCCUCAGACGACCCCUGCUACCGUUAUACAGUACUAGAUGAUGCUUGGAGAGCCACAACUUAUAAUGAAUCAAUCAUAAACUGUGACACAGCUGUGAAAUGGUUUGGCUGGUAUCGUCUCUUCAUCUAUGGCCAGAGUGUCCAGAUGCCAGACAGAUGUGUUGAUAAGUACAGAUGUGGCACUCACGCCCCCCUGUGGUUAAAUGGUCAACACCCAAAAGUUGGAGAUGGAGUGGUGACCCGAGAUGUCUGUGGUCACUGGUUGAGUGACUGCUGUUAUUACAGAUCUGCUCCCAUUAGAGUGAAAGCCUGUCCUGGAGGUUAUUAUGUCUAUGAGUUUGUUGAGCCACCCGCCUGCAAUCUUGCAUACUGUGCAGAUGUUGAAAAGCCCAACACCAGCUAUACAACUGUUACACCAGACACCCUCUCAUCAGCAAAUACCAUUGGGUCAUGGACAACAACAGAACCAUGCGGUGGCAAUAUGACAGCUUGGACAGGUGAAUUGUUCAGCCCUCGAUACCCUAAUAACUACCCUAAUAAUGCACGGUGCACAUGGACCAUUCACAGCACAGGAAACACAACUGUGUACCUGGCCUUCAACGAUGUUGACUUGGAAAAAUGCUGUGAUUACAUCAAAGUAUAUAAUGGUCCUUCAAUCUUCCACCCAUUUCUGGGAGAAAUAAAGGAGUUCAGAAACCAGUCUUUCAAAUCCAGCAGCAAUGAUCUGACUGUGGUUUUCUUCAGUGAUCACAGUGUAUCAGGAAAAGGAUUCCAUGCAAACUGGCUCUUUGUUGAAGAAUCAUGUGGUGGCAAUAUGACAGACUGGACGGGUGAAUUGUUCAGCCCCCGAUACCCUAAUAACUACCUUGAUAACUCAUAUUGCACAUGGACCAUUCACAGCACAGAAAACACAACCGUUUCACUGACCUUCAACGAUGUUGAUUUGGAAACAUGCUGCGAUUACAUCAGAGUGUAUGAUGGUCCUUCUACUCUCCACCCUUUACUGGAGGAAAUACGGGACUACAGGAAUCAGUCCUUUAAAUCCACAGGCAACACUCUGACCGUGCUUUUCUACAGUGACAGCAGUGUAACAAGAAGAGGAUUUCAUGCAAACUGGAUAUUUGUAGCUACUCACCCUCAGUGUGGAGGACAACUGUAUGACUCCGGGAUGUUUUACAGUCCAAACUACCCAAACUAUUAUCCUGACAAUGCCUACUGUGUGUGGUAUCUUUCUGCUCAGCAAGGACAGAGGAUCUUCUUGACAUUUGCUGAUGUGCAACUGGAGCGCUGCUGUGACUGUGACUACAUUACCAUUCACGACGGCUCUUCCACUGGUUAUCCACAGCUGGGAAAGGUCUGCUUCAACGACACCACACAUCAGGCAUUUCACUCUUCUUCACGAUACUUGACUGUUGUCUUCAGGAGUGACUUUUCUGGUGUUAGCCAUGGGUUCAAGGCUCUUUUCACCAGCUCUCUCACUGCAAAUGAAGGCAGUGUGGAUUGUACCUCAGACAACAUGGUGAUUGUACUACAGAGUUCUUACCUGAACUCACUAGGGCUGAGUGGAAAUGACCUUUAUGUUGAUGACCAUCUCUGCAGACCUAAUAUUAGCAGAACUGAAGUUGUGUUCAGAUUCCCCCUCGACACAUGUGGAACUGCCAAAGAGAUGAUGAACGGUUUUGUGUCCUACACAAACAAUGUGCGGGCAUCUCCAUCUCAGUCAGGUGUAAUCACUUAUCAGUCACUUUAUCUUCUGCAAGUGGGCUGCCGAAUGGAGCCGGACACUGUUGUGCAGAUCUUCUACAAGGCCAAAGAAAUUGUCAAUGCCAACAUAACAGGAAUGGGCCGCUUCAAUGCCAGCAUUGCCUUCUACACCUCUAGAAACUUCACCCAGCAGAUUUACGACUCUCCAUAUGAAGUGAAUCUGAAUCAGCAACUGUUUGUUCAAGUCAAGCUAACCAGGUCUGACAAGAGCCUGGAUCUCUUUCUGGACACUUGUGUAGCAUCUCCAAAUCCCAAUGACUUUAAAAACCGCUCCUAUGACCUGCUGCGUAAUGGAUGUCCCAGAGAUAGCACAUAUCUUUCCUACACCAAUGGCAUGGAUCAAUAUGCUCAGUUCAGUUUCCGGGCUUUCAAGUUCCUCCAGACUCAUGCCUAUGUGCACCUGCAGUGUAAGGUGAUCAUCUGCCCUGAUAAUGAUUACAACUCUCGCUGCCGUAAAGGUUGCCAAUAUCGGCGCAAGAGAUCCCUUGACAGCUCCUACAACACCAGUACUGUGACGCUGGGCCCGAUCAAACUCAGAGGUCAGGGGCCAGUAGCAGGUAUGAUGUGAAGGAAUCUGAGAAGUCGAUGAAGUGAACUAAGCAUCUUCUCAAGCUAUCUAACUAACUAUUGAAUGACUAUUGAUUAAUCUUUAAUCAUUAAACAAAGCAAGACAUUGUAUUUUUAAAAAUUGUUUUUUUAUUUUUUAAUAAAGCAUUUCUAAAUAGCA